AAAUACCAAUUAGAAAUCGAAGAGUCAGAAUUACUAAAUCGAAAAAAUUUGAAGCUGUAACUGAUUUUACGCAAGAUGAAGAUCAAGGAAUAUUAGAAGAAUUAACUGAUUUUAUGCAAGAUAAAGAUCAAAGAUUGUCAUUAAGGAAAUGUCAGUUAUCAAUUGAAGAACGUGAAAUAAAACUUGAGCGCAAAAGAAUAGAACUAAUGAAAUUAAAAAAGAACUUAAUAUAG
This is a messenger RNA of Funneliformis mosseae, 233 nucleotides long. NCBI's taxonomy places the organism in Eukaryota, Fungi, Glomeromycota, Glomeromycetes, Glomerales, Glomeraceae. The record is from the annotation of a GenBank genome assembly.